Messenger RNA from Medicago truncatula (barrel medic), 297 nucleotides. Its product is annotated as serine, glycine, tyrosine and glutamine-rich protein. The record is from RefSeq and is a predicted model, not a curated record. Bases 1 to 297 code for a protein of 98 amino acids. Lineage: Eukaryota; Viridiplantae; Streptophyta; Magnoliopsida; Fabales; Fabaceae. The transcript has a single exon.
AUGGGAAGCUGUUGUUCUAGACCUACCAAAAAUAUAAGCGAUGAAGAUUAUAGAAACAAGUUAAAGAAUUCUAAAGUAACUAAAACUAGGCGACAAGUCACAAGAAGUUCUAGUGCUCUCAAGGAUAAUAACAUGGUUAUUAUGAGUACUUCUAUGGCUGGGGGAGGUUGUGGAGGUGGAGGGGGAGGUUGUGGAGGUGGAGGUGGAGGUGGUCAUCAUGGUGGUGGAGGUUGUGGAGGUGGAGGUGGAGGUGGUCAUCAUGGUGGUGGAGGUGGAGGAGGGUGUGGAGGGUCUUAA